AAGACCACCGUCGUGUCAACAAGUGAAUUCAGCUAGCUUGCUAGCGCGGCCUCGAGCUGCUUACUUCCGGGUCACGAUAGAAACGUCACACUAAAAAUAUUCGAAACUAAAAUCCAGUCUUUAAAACGCUGAAAACAAUGAGUUUAUUUAUUUUUUUUUAUUUUUCGAAUUAACUUCACUUUAAAUAGUCUGAGUAUGAGUUUUGAUUUGUUUUUGUGUCACGUUCCGAUCGUGCCCCGGAAGUAAACAGAACCAGGCCGCAUUCGCAGGUUAGCUGCGUUAGCUAAUGUUGAGACGACGGGGGGGUGUAGUUUGUUUGUGAGAUUUAGCGAUACGUGGUUCGAUUCCAAAAAAUCCUAUUUAGCUAAAUGAGUGGAAAAGUCAGCCGGGGGGCGGAUUCAAGAUGGCGUUCUGAUCGGUCCUUCCUGCAACGCUCUGCACCCACUCGAGUUAAGAAACUUGUGAAAUACUCUUUCAAAACUGUCCUUUGUUUAUUUUACUCGAAUUUUCGAACAUUUCCAAAGAUUUUGAGGCCAACAUGGUUAAAAAGCGUGACCAUUCGGCUGUGAUUGACUCAGAGGAUACUCGUGCGGCAGAUGGCGCGCUAGCUAGCGGCGGCCACGACUACUCGAGAGACCCAAACGCCAUGGAGUCUGGUGACUUUGAAGAGGAAUUCCCGCCGCUUCCUUUAACUCCAAGUAAGCCACCGGUGCCAAAAAAGAAACCUCAAAAUCCUGCCCUUUCAAAUGGCGACAUUAGUACGCAGCUUGCUAACUUGACUAAGUUAAUUAACAACAGGUCGGAUGCUAUUGAAGAUAAAAUAGUUGGCCUUAACAACAAAGUGGAUGCUGUGGCAAAAGACCUGAGGGGUGUUACCUUGAAGAUGGCUGCUCUUGAGCAACGGAUGGAUUCUCUUGAGACGCCAGUUAAACUCUUACAGAAGCGAAUGGAUGAUUUUGAAUCUUACUCAAGAAAAUUGAAUCUAAAGCUUGUGGGAGUUCCUGAAACGGAAAAGGAAGACAUCCGCCAUGUUGUUAUCAAGAUCUGUCAGAUGGUCCUACCAUCAUGGAAAGAAAAGUUGGUGGAUGCUGUGGAUAGUAUUCAUCGGCUUGGGAACAGGAGACAGGCUACCAACAACACAAGGCCCAGAGCCAUCAUUCUCCAGUUUGUUUCACGGGUGUGCAGGGAUGCAGUUUGGAAGGCGGCAAAAGACUCUCUCUACAUGAAAGAUCAUGGGCUGCAGUUCAAGGAGGAUUUCUCCAAAGGCGACAGAGAGAAGAGGCAGCGUC
This is a messenger RNA of Oryzias melastigma (Indian medaka), 1289 nucleotides long. RefSeq lists its product as uncharacterized. Gene Ontology annotation, molecular function: single-stranded RNA binding. The record is from RefSeq and is a predicted model, not a curated record. Gene Ontology annotation, cellular component: ribonucleoprotein complex. Gene Ontology annotation, biological process: retrotransposition. Lineage: Eukaryota; Metazoa; Chordata; Actinopteri; Beloniformes; Adrianichthyidae.